Microtus oregoni (creeping vole) is the source of this 1105-nucleotide messenger RNA. RefSeq names its product complement C1q C chain (gene C1qc). The record is from RefSeq and is a predicted model, not a curated record. The transcript has 3 exons. Gene Ontology annotation, molecular function: protein binding. Bases 145 to 882 code for a protein of 245 amino acids. Lineage: Eukaryota; Metazoa; Chordata; Mammalia; Rodentia; Cricetidae.
UGGAAAGAGGAUGUGGGAUUAGGGUGAUGUAGGGGGAGGGGCACCAGAGCCUACCCUGGGCAGUUCUUUGUCCAUUCUGUCCUCCUGCCUGGGAGAACAGGACAUCUCCUUGAUUAGGCCUGACACCCUCAGCCCCUCCUCAGGAUGGAUGUAGGACCCAGCUGCCAGCCCCAACAUGGAUUCUACCUGCUGCUGCUUCUGCUGGCUCUGCCGCUCAGGGGCCAGGCCAGCACCAGCUGCUAUGGAAUCCCAGGGAUACCAGGACUGCCGGGGACUCCUGGGAAGGAUGGGCAUGAUGGACUCCCGGGGCCAAAGGGUGAGCCAGGGAUCCCAGCCAUCCCAGGGGCACGAGGACCCAAGGGUCAGAAGGGCGAGCCUGGCUUGCCUGGCCAUCGUGGGAAAAAUGGCCCCAUGGGGACCUUCGGGUUGCCAGGGGAUCCAGGCCCCAUGGGACCUCGUGGGGAGCCGGGUGAGGAGGGCCGAUACAAGCAGAAGCACCAGUCAGUGUUCACCGUCACCCGGCAGACCUCCCAGUACCCAGCAGCCAACGGCCUGGUCAAGUUCAAUGCUGUCAUCACCAACCCCCAGGGGGACUAUGACACCAGCACGGGGAAGUUCACCUGCAAAGUGCCCGGCCUCUACUACUUUGUCUACCACGCGUCACUGACGGCCAACCUGUGCGUGCAGAUGUACCACAACCAUGCCAAGGUGGCCAGCUUCUGCGACCACAUGGCCAAUAUCAAGCAGGUCACUUCAGGAGGAGCUCUGCUGCGGCAGCAGAGGGGCGAUGAGGUGUGGCUGGAAGUCAAUGACUACAACGGCAUGGUGGGCACUGAGGGCUCGGACAGCGUCUUCUCGGGCUUCCUGCUCUUUCCUGACUAGAGUGGCAGGCGGGCUCCAGCCCCCAGCCCCCAGCCCCCCGCCUCACUUCCUCGGCUUCCUCCAUUCUCACUCAGACCCUUCCACACUGCUGACCUCUUCCUCCAGGAGGUCUGCCUGGGUCCUGACCCAGCUUCUUCAGGAACUGCCUACUGAUACCAUUCCUGUGGCAGUUUGCCAAUACCUUGAGACUGUCUGUUUGUUUUCAGGUGGGGAGAUAAAUAAA